Molecule: messenger RNA, 2341 nt
Organism: Balaenoptera ricei (Rice's whale)
Lineage: Eukaryota; Metazoa; Chordata; Mammalia; Artiodactyla; Balaenopteridae
Gene: RUNX2
Product: RUNX family transcription factor 2
Exons: 7
Coding region: 295-1815 (506 amino acids)
Biological process (GO): neuron differentiation; regulation of cell differentiation; hemopoiesis
Cellular component (GO): nucleus
Molecular function (GO): RNA polymerase II cis-regulatory region sequence-specific DNA binding; ATP binding; DNA-binding transcription factor activity, RNA polymerase II-specific
Source: RefSeq, a predicted model, not a curated record
UCCCGGUGCCCGUUCGCAGCUGCCGUCCCGGGUGUUCCAAAGGCUCCGGCAAGAUCUGCGCCUCCCGGGUCUCCCCACCCGCCAACCCGAUUGCUCCGCACCGCCACCUCUGGCUCCCGUCAGACUCCGCCCGGCAGUCGGCUUCAUCGAACUUGAUUUCUCACCUCCUCAGCCCCAUCACCUCCAGCCCCUUUCCCCCGUCUCGCCUCCACCCCCCCAAUUUCCUCCUCCUCGCCCCUCAUUUCCACCCUCCUCCCCCUCCCCCGGCCACUUCGCUAACUUGUGGCUGUUGUGAUGCGUAUUCCCGUAGAUCCGAGCACCAGCCGGCGCUUCAGCCCCCCCUCCAGCAGCCUGCAGCCCGGCAAGAUGAGCGACGUGAGCCCGGUGGUGGCUGCGCAACAGCAGCAGCAGCAGCAGCAACAGCAGCAGCAGCAACAGCAGCAGCAACAGCAGCAGCAGCAGCAGCAGGAGGCGGCGGCGGCGGCCGCGGCGGCGGCGGCGGCGGCGGCGGCUGCGGUGCCCCGGUUGCGGCCGCCGCACGACAACCGCACCAUGGUGGAGAUCAUCGCUGACCACCCGGCUGAACUCGUCCGCACCGACAGCCCCAACUUCCUGUGCUCCGUGCUGCCCUCGCACUGGCGUUGCAACAAGACCCUGCCCGUGGCCUUCAAGGUGGUAGCCCUCGGAGAGGUACCAGAUGGGACUGUGGUUACUGUCAUGGCGGGUAAUGAUGAAAAUUAUUCUGCUGAGCUCCGAAAUGCCUCUGCUGUUAUGAAAAACCAAGUAGCAAGGUUCAACGAUCUGAGAUUUGUGGGCCGGAGUGGACGAGGCAAGAGUUUCACCUUGACCAUAACUGUCUUCACAAAUCCUCCUCAAGUCGCCACCUAUCACAGAGCUAUUAAAGUUACAGUGGAUGGACCCCGGGAACCCAGAAGGCACAGACAGAAGCUUGAUGACUCUAAACCUAGUUUGUUCUCUGACCGCCUCAGUGAUUUAGGGCGCAUCCCUCAUCCCAGUAUGAGAGUAGGUGUCCCGCCUCAGAACCCACGGCCCUCCCUGAACUCUGCACCAAGUCCUUUUAAUCCACAAGGACAGAGUCAGAUUACAGAUCCCAGGCAGACACAGUCUUCCCCGCCGUGGUCCUACGACCAGUCCUACCCCUCGUACCUGAGCCAGAUGACGCCCCCGUCCAUUCACUCCACCACCCCGCUGUCCUCCACCCGGGGCACCGGGCUGCCUGCCAUCACCGACGUGCCCAGGCGCAUUUCAGAUGAUGACACUGCCACCUCUGACUUCUGCCUCUGGCCUUCCACUCUCAGUAAGAAGAGCCAGGCAGGUGCUUCAGAACUGGGCCCUUUUUCAGACCCCAGGCAGUUCUCAAGCAUUUCAUCCCUCACUGAGAGCCGCUUCUCCAACCCACGAAUGCACUAUCCAGCCACCUUUACUUAUACCCCGCCAGUCACCUCAGGCAUGUCCCUCGGUAUGUCCGCCACCACUCACUACCACACCUACCUGCCACCACCCUACCCCGGCUCCUCCCAAAGCCAGAGCGGACCCUUCCAGACCAGCAGCACUCCAUAUCUCUACUAUGGCACCUCGUCAGGAUCCUAUCAGUUCCCCGUGGUGCCCGGGGGGGACCGGUCUCCUUCCAGAAUGCUACCGCCGUGCACCACCACCUCGAACGGCAGCACGCUCUUAAACCCAAACCUGCCUAACCAGAGCGAUGGCGUUGACGCCGACGGAAGCCACAGCAGUUCCCCCACCGUUUUGAAUUCUAGUGGCAGAAUGGAUGAAUCUGUUUGGCGGCCCUAUUGAAACUUCCUCAGCAGUGGCCCAGCGGUCUCUGGGAGCCACGUCCCAAAUGUAUCGACAUAUACAUGUAUAGAGAGUGCAUAUAUAUGUAUAUCAACUAGCCUAUCUACAAAGUGCCUAUUUUUUAGAAGGUUUUUUUUUUUGGCAUUCACUCACUCUGUCAUGAUCUUGCAACCCUCAGAGGGUAGCUCUUGAGAAGCAAGAGGCCCGAGAGAGACAAUCCUAAUCAGAUUUCAGAUCAUUCUCUAUUUAAACAUGUGCCUUUGCGAGCAAACAAAGGAGAAAAGGUACUUCUGUUGCUGUGGUCAUUUGGUCUGUUAUCCUCAGUAACCUGUUCAGAUGCCAGUUCAGAGAGGGGGACUCCCAAGUUCAGGAGGAAGAGCAGAGACGCUUGUCCCCUGUGCUUUGACACCACACACCCCCGCGGUGCCGCUGUGUGUGGACCAGUGCCCUCGGCAGACCCGCUGACACAGCCGGGCCAGGUGCCCACGAAGGGAAGAGGGGCAGAAAGAACGCUUCCAUCCCCGUG